Messenger RNA from Phragmites australis (common reed), 2045 nucleotides. Its product is annotated as probable apyrase 2. Gene Ontology annotation, cellular component: membrane. The transcript has 9 exons. Gene Ontology annotation, molecular function: nucleoside diphosphate phosphatase activity. Lineage: Eukaryota; Viridiplantae; Streptophyta; Magnoliopsida; Poales; Poaceae. The coding region runs from base 237 to 1646 and encodes 469 amino acids. Gene Ontology annotation, biological process: nucleoside diphosphate catabolic process. The record is from RefSeq and is a predicted model, not a curated record.
GUGGGGGUGGCCUGCCAAACUCUGACGCGAGCGAUCCCAGGGUCGAGGUCAAACUUUGCCGCGUCUUCAUCCCCCUCCGCCCCGCCCCGCGCCACGACGCAGUCGCAGCACCAACGAGACGCGGAGCCCUGGAUCCCGCGGAGCAGGAGGCGGCCAAGCCGUCGCCCCCGCCCGCCGGCCGCAUCCGCUACCGCACACCCUCGUCCCCUGACCUCCUCCUCCCCACCGACGCCAGGAUGCGCCGCCACUCCGCGCUGCCAGCCGGGCGCCCGGAGACGCUCGCCGACCGCGUCCACCGCUACCGCGGCGUGCUGCUCGUCCUCCUCGCGCCGCUCGCGCUCGUCUCCCUCGUCCUCCUGCUCAUGCCGCGCUCGCCCGCCGCGUCCGUCGGCGGGAGGAGGACGGGGCCCAUGAGCGGCGCCGCGGGGGCUAAGAGGUACGCCGUCAUAUUCGACGCCGGGAGCUCCGGGAGCCGCGUCCACGUCUUCUGCUUCGACGCCAACCUGGAUCUGGUCCACAUUGGCAGCGAGAUCGAGCUCUUCGUGCAGAAAAAACCGGGACUUAGUGCGUUUGCCAACAACCCCCGGGAGGCUGCCGAUUCGCUCGUUUCUCUCCUUGAUGACGCCAAACGAGUGGUUCCCGCGGAAUUGCGCGACCAAACGCCUGUCCGAGUCGGGGCCACCGCGGGGCUGAGAAAUUUGGGAUUAGAAAAGUCCGAGCAGAUCUUGCAAGCGGUUAGGGAUCUUCUUCGUGAAAAGAGUUCCUUUAAAACCCAGCCUGAUUGGGUUACAGUUCUUGAUGGAUCGCAGGAAGGUGCAUACGAGUGGGUUACUAUCAAUUAUCUGUUGGGAAAUUUGGGAAAGACUUACGCAGACACAGUUGGAGUGGUCGAUCUUGGUGGUGGAUCUGUCCAAAUGGCAUACGCUAUCCCAGAGAAGGAUGCAGAAAAGGCUCCUAAACCAUCUGAUGGUGAAGAUUCAUACGUGAAAAAACUCUUCCUCAAAGGAACCACAUACUAUCUUUAUGUUCAUAGUUAUUUGCAUUAUGGGUUGCUGGCUGCUAGAGCAGAGGUCUUAAAGGCUGGCAAUAGCAAUGGUUACAGCAACUGUAUGUUAGAGGGAUAUCAAGGGCAAUACAAAUAUGGCAAGGAUACAUUUGAAGCAUCAGCUUCACCUUCUGGUGCUAGUUAUUCAAAAUGCAAGGAUGAUGCUGUGAAGGCUCUUAAAGUUGAUGAAGCAUGCACCCACAUGAAAUGUUCUUUUGGUGGCAUUUGGAAUGGUGGUGGUGGUUCUGGACAGAAGAAUCUCUUUGUAGCAUCGUUUUUCUUUGAUAGGGCUGCUGAGGCUGGAUUUGUAAACCCCAAGGCAGCUGUUGCUAAGGUUAAACCCUCAGACUUUGAACAAGCUGCUCAGCGUGCUUGUAAGUUAAGCGUGAAGGACGCCGAAGCUACCUACCCUGGUGUCCAAAAGGAUAACAUUCCAUAUAUCUGCAUGGAUCUCGUUUAUCAGUACACAUUACUUGUGGAUGGAUUCGGCGUUGAUCCAAACCAUGAGAUGACAUUGGUAAAGAAGGUCCCUUACAGUGACGCAUACGUCGAAGCAGCAUGGCCGCUUGGCAGUGCCAUCGAGGUUGCAUCUUCAUCAUAGGCAGAAAGCAGUUUAGCAGAGAACAUCACAAGGCGUUGUCAUCAUGAAGUUUUGGGUUGAGAGGUUUUCACUUGAUCGAUGCUGCGCUUGCCGAAUCCACCAUUUUGUUACUAAGUUCAUUCAUCCUCCUAUACGAUAGCUUUACGCACAAGGGAAGUCUCGGUUUGUACUUCGUUCCAGCGGCCCUUGUAAGGCUUAUUUUUUGUACUAAUGGAAGUAAGAUGAGAGCCUCUAUCAUUCUUUUUGACCUCUACAAGAGUGCAAGGAUGUGCAUAAAUACAUUAUUCGCUCCCUGAAAAUGCAUAGAUGUAUUGUCGAUUGACUGAAAAAGACUGGCGUCAGUAAUUAAAUGGAGUCGAGGGUUUGACCUUUGGAUCUAUAAAAAUGUCUUGCUGUGGC